Messenger RNA from Phialemonium atrogriseum, 908 nucleotides. RefSeq lists its product as uncharacterized. The record is from RefSeq and is a predicted model, not a curated record. NCBI's taxonomy places the organism in Eukaryota, Fungi, Ascomycota, Sordariomycetes, Cephalothecales, Cephalothecaceae. The coding region runs from base 279 to 908 and encodes 209 amino acids. The transcript is spliced from 3 exons.
UCUAGUGCCCCCACUGCUUGUCAAAAGAGACGUUAAAGAGGGAAUACGGACUACAACUUCAAAGGAGUGCACAUCUUACAACCUUUCUCAAGAGAACCAAAAGAAGCGAGGGGGAAGUGAUAUAAACCUCAAUCAAAAUCAAAAGUGAAUUUCUGGGCUCUUAACCAAUCUCACUUCAACCGUUUCCACCCCUAAGCUCCUUACGUGGCACCAUAACUACCUAAACUAGAAGGACCGAGCUAAGAACCCCAGCAGCAGCAAAAAGGAAAGUCACAGCUAUGUCAGCAGGGAACCCCCCAUACCCGUCAACCUCAUCCCCCGCCGCCGCCGCAUUCCGGAGUCCGACGCCGUCGUCAACCCACCAGACCUCCUUCCCGAUGAACCCGUCCCGGCACCACCACCACCCUCACCACCCUCACCACCAUCCCCACCACGCUCAUGGCGGCGGCGGCAGCAGCAGCAGUGCUGCCGGGAGCAGCAGCGCCGACGUCUUCACCCCCGAGAUGCGGGACCGCCAGGCCCGUGGCAAGGACCCCUAUCGUUCGGGCGAUGCCUCGGACGCCAGCGACGUGAGCACCACCCGGGAUUCCAGGACCGGCUCCAAGAUGAGACUUGGCGGAGGCGAGAAAGACGACUUUGGCAAGAUCGAGCGCCGAGAAAAAGCCGUGGCCUUCCUGGACAACCCGGAGCUGCUCAUGAUGUAUGCGCAGAGCACCGGAGACAGCAUACCCUCCGCCCGCCUACACUUCAUGAAGAUGAUGUGCGGCUACGACGACGAGUUCCUCGAGGAGGACAGCCACGCCCGCGGCCACGCCCACGCCCACAACAGCCACGGCCGGAGACCGCCCUCGCGCCCAGCCCGGGACACGGACAAGCGGAGGGGCGGCGACCGCGCCGCCGGGCGAUGA